Messenger RNA from Vitrella brassicaformis, 3413 nucleotides. NCBI's taxonomy places the organism in Eukaryota, Vitrellaceae. The record is from the annotation of a GenBank genome assembly.
GUUUCUUUCCUUCUUUCUGAAGCAGAUCUCACACAAAGGUCCGCAAAUGGUGGAGAGUCUUUUGUUCACCGUUGUUGCUUUCACCAGCGAGGACCGCAGCAACGGAAGAUCCGCCGACGCCUUGAGCCUUAUCCAUCUCACAGGUCAGGACACCGGCGGCUGGCAGAGCGAGGCGCUUUGUUCCUUUCCCCAGGAGCUUGUGCUGCAAGUAGAGGCGCGGUGCUGCGACAUCGAAGAGGUGCGGCUUUAUCCUCACCCGGAUUGCUGCCCUUCAGAAGUCGAAGUCUGGGUGAGCAAUGACUUUGUCGCCCCUGCGGACUGCUAUGACUCGCCCUUCGAGAUGCUGGGUUCAGCGUGCUUUGACCAAGACAACAAAUGCGGAGUUGUCAAGAGUUUUGCAAUGGGAACCUACGUCAAGAUGGUCGUUCUCGGGAGGAGAAAGCGGGAUGGUGAAACGGACAGCGCGAAUGCCGGGAGGGUGGGCCUUCGAGCAGUCGAGGUGUGGGGACGGCGGCCCAAACGCACACAGCAGUCCAGCGGGGCGACAGAAAGAAGAAAACUUGACGGAUCAGGCUCGUUUGACAACCUAUGGAUGAGUGAAUCGGCAGUGAGAGACGCGCUGUUGGAUGCUGGCAUCCCGCUGGAGCUUCUGCCAGACUGUGAAGGCCUUCCCCUGCAGAUGCUCGACAAGUAGGUACCCUGCGGCACAAAAGAAAUCCACGACAUGUCUCACUUAGGCACCACGCGAUGCGUUCUCGACUGCAGGUCUUCACGUGACCUUCUCUUGGAGCUGCGUGAACAGAAGGACGCCGCAGUCGCUGCUGAGAAGUUUGCUGAGGCGCAGCAGCUUCAGGACGGAAUUGACAGCGUCACACAUGUGGGAUCGCUGCUCAAGACGUACGAGGUACGACACCGACCGAGACAGAAAAACUUGCACUUGGAUGGAGUCGUGUGCUGCAGAAAACAAAAUCUCGUCUUCUGUCGGAGGAGCGCUAUUCGUCAGCCAAGAGCCUCACUGCUGACGUGAUGGCACCGCUGGAGCAGGAGCGCCUACGUGUCGCCUGCAUGUUCAAUACUCGAUGGUUCGAACAGGUCAUAACGAUUGAGACUCUGAGCCCCGCGGCGUGGACACAGCGGGAGCUUGAGCGGCAAAAGAAGGACCGAGAGAAGGUGCAGGCGGCCCGAGAUGCCAAGAGGGAGUAUGAAGCCAAGUACAAGAGCGAGAAGGGGAAAGCAGGGCAGCUGAACGAGGAAGUACAGGAGCUGAAGAGGCAGAACGAGACGCUUCAGAGAGACAUGGAGGUGAGGUUGACCACACGACAGACUCGAAGCAAUCGUCACAUGCCCGAUCUAUUCGAUGUCGUGUGCAGCAUUACCGUGAGGAAAUAUCGCGCUUUCAAAGGGAAUCUGCGACUUUGACAGAAAGACAGGUCGCAGCACUCUCGUCUCGUUCACAUUUAGGUGGCUAUUGAUAUCUCUGUGUCUGUGCAGCGCCGUAUCGAGCAGGAGGAAGCCAAGCGGAUCGCAGAAGAGCAGCGCGCCCUCGAGGUGAGCGACUCAAACCUUUCCCUUCCGUCAAGGCAGGACCUCAUCGUGUGUUGGUCUUGUCAUCAACUAGGCUGUUCGUGCUGAGGCCAUUCGAGAAGCGGAGGAAGCCAAGCAGCAAGCCCUUGAGCGAGUUGAGCCGCCGCUUGCUGAGGCAGAAACGCUCAUGAGCAGCCGGGGCCCAUCGCCGGAUCUGAAGGAGAGACCACAGACACCAGAGAAGAGGAAAGCGCAGCCCUACCUUACCGACAUGACCCCUCAGGUAUCACCUUCAGAUGUUGUGGACAUACCAGAUAUAUACCCAUCUGUAAUCUGUUACUUACAUCCGACAGGAGAUAUUCUUUGCGGAGAAGUAUCACCAGAGCUAUAACCAGGAGUUCCAGAUACCCGGCGACACUGACGGAAGCCUUGAAGAGACGUUUUCCCAACCAGUCGUCGACUUCUUUGGCCGUGUUUGCUGGUAAGUGAGGCAGCAGCAAUCAAUCGCUUGAGUUUUGUUUAUGCCUUUCAGCUAUUUGUUGUGUGCCCCCGAUUGGCGACGAAAAGAGUUCACCCUCGCAGUACUCGCUGAGAGCUGGACGGACUUCGUCUCUCUGUUUGAGAUCGGCCAGCAAGGGGGAAGCGCCAAGGGCACGGACACGCUGUACUCGCCGGCUCCCUACACCAUGUGGAAACACCUCUGCAAGCUGGUCGAAUAUGGCCUCUUGGUGAAGUUCGUGCAGGUGCAGCUGGCAUCGCUGCACCUGAUUGCUACUGUCUUUGACUUCUUCAUACUCCGACUGACCAAGCCGCAUCUCAACAGUGGGCUCAAGGAUAUUGUCGGCCUGAUCGUUGCCAAGCUGGGAGACACGAACAUGAGACUGCAUCAGGUAGGCUCACACGGAGACAUCCACGCCAUGCAGCUGUCUCUGUGUCUGUCGUCAGGCGUCUGAGUCUCUUGUUCCCACCAUCGCGAACAAGGCUGGAGCCUCGCACCUGAUCACACAUCUAGUCAAUCCGCCAGGUAGGAUACCACCUCCCUUUCGAAGCAGACUGAGCCCUGUAUCUAGCAAUCUUGUGUCGCAGUUGUGGUAAUGAAGGACACAGUGAGGUCACUGGAUAGCGCAGACGGCACUACGCCACGUCGACGGGGCAGUUCAGGGAAAAAGGGGCUCAAGGAGAUGACGCUCAGCCAACUGCACUGGAAGGCACUGACGGCACGGCUGGCCUCGGCACGCACAGUGGUGCAAACAUGCGGUACGGGGAUGAAGACACACCACACAUGAAGGAUAUCUGUUUGUUUCUGCACUGACGUCAGGCCGUCCUUGUUUUGACUCGACGAAGUCUUAUUCGGUGCCGUCCAUUAUACCACUGGUCAUCGACGGGCUGCACCACGCACACAAAGAGGUGAGCCAAGGAAAGCAACUGAGGAGAGGGAGACAUGACUUCCGGAUCGAUCGAUGUGUGGAUAUAUGUGUCUCAGGUCCGUCAUGCUGCCAUCGAGCUGGCGGCCUUGCUCUUUCUGUUCGCUGGUGAGGACCUGUUGCCCUUCUUGCAUGGCGCAGGGCUACCUGAUAACGUGACCAGGCUGCUCAACGAGAGGUAAGGCGUGCAGCCGUUCAUCGGUUCACACAAAGCUUCAUGCUUCUUCACAGGUUCCACGAGAUAUCUGAUGAGGAUGUGCCGCUUCCCCGUGACGGCGGGCACCCAGAGGAGAGCGGAGAGGGCAACGACAGCGCGUGGUGGAAUAGGAGACAUGACAGUGCCAGAGCUUCGCGAAAAAGCCUCACUCCCAGCAGAUGAUGCCAAUUUGCUAUGCAUGUGGACAAUGAUCGGAACAGUGACAUGUGUACACACUUGCAGCAAGGAAUUACGUAUAUGAAUUGUAU